AGAAGCGUCAGAGUCCUCCACCUCCGCAGAUUGCUGCCCCCCUGCGAACUGUUCUACGCCCGGGUCAUUGCUCCACCUCUACCGUCCGUUUGCGCUGUUCGUGGGCGAGCGGUCUGAAGGCUGUGGGAAAGUUGUAACUUCGAUCGGUUGCUUUUUUUCUUUUCAUUCGGGUGAAAAGCUGGGCUCUUUCGCGCGGGUCAUGUGGCGCUUGUUUGGUUUGGUUUUUGCAAUCAGUCAUCGAGAGGCCUGGAGGUGAAUGAGCUGGAAGUCCUCAAGCAUUGCGUUGCGGUAUGAUCCGAGCACAGCUGGGUAGUGUGUGUUUGGUGCGCAGCGUUAGCUUUGGGUGUGUGGGACGAGUUGGUGUUGAAUGGUGGUGAGGGGGAGGUGACGGUUACUGGUGGAUUGGGGCAGCGUGACGGCAAUGUAGUCCCGUGGACGUCGACGUCGUGCUCGUGACUUUUGAAGGGUAACUUUUGAGCUAUUUGUACCGGAUUAGUUUUAAUCGCCCUGUGAUGAUGCGCACCCGGGGCUGUAGAAUUGCCAGGACGUGGCUAUGGAUUUAGCAAGGGUGGGUAGCUGCUGGAGGAGUGUCUACAACUUGGCUCUGGAAUUCCUCAGAAGCCCUUUAAGCGCGCAACAGUGUGGACCCCGGCGUGUACUGGUGGUCAUCAGUUCGGCAGAAUUCUCUUUCGGUACCUCGGACCUCAUAAUCUGGCCAUCCCGCUUUCAAUGCUGUUCUCUGCAAUGUGACUCUUCUGUCUCCAUCGUAUCUGCUGGACCGUGGUACUCAAAUUUUCUGUUUACACCUAGCUAAAUCUCGCUCUCGUGUGUCACGUGCACGGUUUCUUCCCUUCUGGAUCAGGUCACCUUGACACCAAUUUUUUCUUAAACUUAACAAUGAACAACGUACCCAAACUACAUCCAGUUGCUCAUUGGCGCAAUUGAUCUUUUUGCGAUGGUGCUCUAAUGAUAAGUAGAGGGAUUAGUAGCAACUGGAAUUCUGUGGCGGUAUGGAGUUGAGAGCUCAAAGAGCCAUGACCCGAAGAUGACAGAAUCAAUCCAGUCAGGCGCACCUUCACCUUGUAGACCCUUGCCUUGCUACGUUCUGCUUGCAAUUUUGACAGCUUACGUCUUGGUAGUAGCGGCUGUUAGUUCUGACGGGGAAGCGCUGCUCGCUUUCAAAGUCGGCUUGGACGAUCCCACAGGUAUACUGAAUUCCUGGAACGGCGCCGAUCCAUACCCAUGUCUGUGGUAUGGAGUCACGUGCAACGAAGACCUCAAAGUGCAACGUCUCUUGCUUCAGGGCACUCAAUUGUCCGGAUCAAUUUCUCCCGUUCUGCGCAAUCUCACGGAGCUGCGCACCCUAGUGCUUUCGCGGAACAACUUUUCGGGGCCGCUGCCCACCGAGCUCGGUCUAAUUGGGAGCUUGUGGAAGCUCAAUGUUAGCGAGAAUGCGUUGUCCGGUGCCCUCCCUGCAUCGCUUGGGAACUUGUCGCGUCUCCGGAUGCUGGAUCUCUCUAAGAAUGCGCUUUCGGGCCAGAUUCCGCCGGCUCUCUUCAGGAACUGCGAGACUCUCCGGUACAUUUCCCUUGCGGAGAAUCGAUUUUUCGGGGCGAUCCCCAGCACGCUCUGGAGCUGCACGACGCUGGAGGGCGUGAAUGUCGCCUAUAAUGGUCUGCAGGGCGCCGUACCGCCUGAGGUUGGAGCUCUUGUGCUCUUACAGUUUCUCGAUCUGCACAGCAAUGAGAUCUCGGGCGCCAUCCCCUCCCAACUAGCGCUUCUCUCUAAUGCCACCUAUUUGGACUUCAGCCACAACCAGUUCGCUGGCGGCAUUCCCCGAGCGAUCGCUGCCCUGACGCGCCUGAAUGUCGUUGAUCUGAGUAAUAAUCCUAUUGAGGGCCCUAUUCCGCCUGAAAUUGGAAAUCUUGCCGCUUUGGAUAGGCUCGACUUAUCGAGUAUGAGAUUGCAAGGGACCAUUCCCACGACUUUCGUCAAUCUCACUUCAUUACAAAUACUGAACCUAUCCGCGAACAAUCUGACGGGGAGAAUUCCCUCCGAGCUAGGCCAGAUUGCGGGCACGCGAGUUUUGCUCUUGCAGAACAAUUCCUUGAAUGGCAGCAUUCCGGAGAGCCUCGGCAACCUCGCAAAUCUGACCAGUUUCAAUGUCUCCUAUAAUAGUCUCUCGGGGAGAAUUCCAAUCGCAAAUUCGUUUGCUCGAUUCGAUAAUUCUUCCUAUCUCGGCAACGAAGGCUUGUGUGGGCCGCCGCUGAGCGUUCGUUGCGGGUCCGAGUCACCGCCGCGCAUGCACAACAGCCGACGAUUGCUGAGUGUGUCUGCGCUGAUCGCCAUUGUUGCAGCGGGUGUCAUUGCGCUGGGUGUGAUAAUAAUAACCCUACUUAGCAUUUGGGCAAUUUGGAAGCAGAACCAAGUACCAAAAACUGAAAUACUCGUUUACGAGAGCACGCCUCCAUCACCGGACGUUAACCCUAUUGUGGGGAAGCUAGUUCUCUUUAAUAAGACGCUGCCUACGCGGUUUGAGGAUUGGGAGGCAGGAACGAAGGCGCUUCUGAAUAAAGAGUGCCUGAUUGGGCGAGGAUCCUUGGGGACCGUCUACCGAGCCAGAUUCGACGACGGAUUAUCGAUUGCAAUCAAGAAGCUUGAAAUUCUUGGCCGGAUCAACAACGCAGAGGAGUUCGAAUCCGAGAUGGACAAUCUCAGCGACGUACGGCACUCGAACCUCGUCACCUUGCAAGGGUACUACUGGUCGUCAUCGAUGCAGCUCAUAUUGACCGAUUACAUCGCUAACGGGACGCUAGCGUCACAUUUGCAUCCGCAACCGGGAACCCAGACCUCUCUGAUGUGGUCUCGGAGGUUCAGGAUCGCCAUCGGCGUAGCCCGUGGGCUUUCGCAUCUCCACCAUGAUUUGCGGUCGCAAGUGUUGCAUCUGAACAUUUCCUCGACGAACGUUCUCCUCGACGAGAGCUUUGAACCUAAGAUAAGCGACUUCGGGCUGAUCAAACUGCUGCCGGUUCUUGACACUUACGCUGCCAGUAGGAACUUCCACGCCGUCCAUGUGUAUGCCGCCCCGGAGCUUGGAGGCCCGAAACCGAGCGUGACGCCUAAAUGCGACGUGUACAGUUAUGGCAUGGUGUUGCUUGAGCUCGUGACGGGGCGGCGUCCCGACCUCAACUCUGAUGACGGCCCGAAUGGUCUGGCGGAGUAUGUGAUCCGGACUCUGGAAAGUGGAAAUGGACCCGACUGCUUCGAUCCUAAACUGACUCUCUUUCCUGAAAGCGAGGUUGUUCAAGUUCUGAAACUUGCACUUGUGUGCACCGCUCAAGUGGCUUCGAAUCGACCAACAAUGGGAGAAGCAGUGCAAGUGUUGGAAUCAAUAAAGCCAUCUGGUUCAUGGACGUCGAGGAGCCCGUCGCCUUAGCCAGUGUGAAUCCAACGAAGUUUGCCCUUUCCGUGCACCUCGAUCGCAUCUAGUCCCAUAAAUAGCUCGGCAGUCUUUCGCGCCAGGCUCUUGGAUGCCUUCGAAGCUAUCAGUUUCUGCAACAGAGGUGGGAGACAGAAGCUUGAGAGUUUGGGCAAUAGAAUCAGUCUUCAACUUCUUACAAAAAUAGGGAUGCUGGUAGUUUUGAGCAGCGAUAGCCGCGUCAACUCCAGAAUGACUUACAAUGCUUAUAUUAAAGCUUGUAGGAUUUUAACACAACUCUGGGAACAGUGUCAAAAAUUGAUUCACCAUUGUUCACAAAUCAUUUACUGAAAUAAAUUCUUGUACUCUAACUCA
Molecule: messenger RNA, 3793 nt
Organism: Physcomitrium patens
Lineage: Eukaryota; Viridiplantae; Streptophyta; Bryopsida; Funariales; Funariaceae
Product: probably inactive leucine-rich repeat receptor-like protein kinase At3g28040
Biological process (GO): protein phosphorylation
Molecular function (GO): ATP binding; protein kinase activity; protein binding
Source: RefSeq, a predicted model, not a curated record